This is a messenger RNA of Astyanax mexicanus (Mexican tetra), 1126 nucleotides long. Its product is annotated as E3 ubiquitin-protein ligase TRIM35. NCBI's taxonomy places the organism in Eukaryota, Metazoa, Chordata, Actinopteri, Characiformes, Acestrorhamphidae. Gene Ontology annotation, molecular function: zinc ion binding. The record is from RefSeq and is a predicted model, not a curated record. The transcript has 6 exons. The coding region runs from base 38 to 1126 and encodes 362 amino acids.
CAAUAUCGUACAGAGUUCACUCCGGAGAGUUCCAGCGAUGGCGUUCUCUCUUUCCACACUAAAACGAGAGCUCCAGUGUCCUGUAUGUAUUGAGAUUUUUAAGGACCCAGUAAUUCUGUCCUGCAGUCACAGUUUUUGCAGGACAUGUGUACAGAGGAGCUGGAGAAGAAGUCCUGGAAGACAGUGUCCUCUCUGCUCGCGACGGUCAUCAAAAGACCAUCCGCUGUCCAAUCUGACUCUGAAGAACACCUGUGAAUCUUUUCUACAGCAGAAGAAGAAAGAGGAGGGUUCCAGUUUACAGGGUGCUCUCUGUUCUCUGCACCUCGAGAUGGUUAAUCUGUUCUGUGUGGACGAUCAGCAGCUGAUCUGUGGGAAGUGUGUGAGCGCAGAUCACCUGAGUCAUAGCUUCUGCUCCCUCAGUAAAGCUGCCGACUCUCAGAAGGAAACUCUUCAGUCUCAUCUCACACAGCUGAACAAGAAACUCUCAGAUUUCAAUAAAGCGAAAGCUGCUAAAGACCUGACGCUCCAGCAGACGGAGAAACAGAUGAAGCAGGAGUUUGAGAAGCUCCACCAGUUCCUCAGAAGAGAGGAGGAGGUCCGAAUCUCUGAUCUGAGACAGGAAGUUGAGGAGAAGAGCCAGAGUGUGAAGAAGAGCAUUGAAGAGCUGGAGAAACAGAUAAAGGGGAUCAGCACUCUAGUUAAGGAAAGAGAGGAGCGGAAAAAGGACGCUGCCUUGUUUUUGCAGGCUGCCAAGACAGCAAGUGAAAGAUUUAAGAAUUCUGCGCCGGAUUUCAAUCCAAAUUCACAACCUCAGAUUAAUGUUGUCCCGCACCUGGACAACCUGAGCUACAGAGUGUGGGAGAAGAUAAAGCACUCAUUGUCUGCUGACAGUAGUCACCUGAACCCCCCCUGCACCAGCGAUUACCCCCAGCCCACUCAACACUACAAAAGCUGGGUGGCAGCAGAUUCUGUCGCUGUAAACUCCUCCUUCAGUGAGGCAGAAAUUCCACAAGCAGCCGGAACUACUACACCUCUAAAGUAUUCAGAAAAUAUUCGUUUUGAGGCUCGUUGCGGGAUAGACCCUCAUGACUGUAUAGACUAUAUAAUACAGGAAGAAGAGGAUUGA